UGGCGGGUUAUUGGGGAACUGGGAUAUGAUUAUAGAGUGGAAAUGACAGGGGAGACCGAUAUCGACAUUCCCGAAAAAGGAGCCAUCUUCACUUUUGGAAAGAGCAAUUUUGCUGAUAAUGUUCAAAGUAAAUUCUGGCUGAAAAACGACCAUGCUGUGAAAAUAGCUUGUGGGGAAGAACACACUGCUGUCAUCACAGAUAAAGGAAGACUGUUAAUGUUGGGUUGUAAUGAGUGGGGCCAACUCGGACUGGGACAGCAGAGAGCUGCUUUCACACCUACCUUUGUUAAAGCUUCCAAGUCCGAGAGGGUGAAGCUUGUAGCGUGUGGAAGGGAUCACACCAUCAUCUGUACCUGGUGUGGGAGUGUGUACGUCACAGGACGCAACCAGAAGGGCCAACUGGGCCUGGGUCACCGUGACGACACCACACUCUUUCAGCUGAUGCCGCCGUUCUGUGACCACGCACCUAUCAAGAUGCUUUCUGCAGGCUGUAGCACCUCUGCCGCCUUGACAGAGGACGGUAGGGUGUUUGUGUGGGGGGACAACUCACUGGGCCAAAUUGGUUUGGGGGGGGAGCGCUUCGCCCUGGAGCCCAGUGAACUCUCUGUGGGGCCACCGGUGACAUGGGUGUCCUGUGGCGGCCACCACUCUGCCUUAGUCACAGCCAAUGGAGAUCUGUACACAUUCGGUGAGAGUGCCAACGGAAGACUGGGUCUUUACCCGGAGCAACUGACCAAUCACAGAGAGCCACAGCGGGUGCUGGCCAUUCCAGAGCCGGUCAUUCAGGUGUCCUGCGGAGGAGAACACACCGUGGUCCUUGCUGAGGAGGAGGUGUACACGUUUGGCCGAGGUCAGUACGGCCAGCUGGGCCAGGGAACCUUCCUGUUUGCCGCGGAUUUGCCCAAAGUGCUGCAGCUCUUCCACCACGGCGGCGUCUGCCAGGUCACAUGUGGACAGGCCCACACGGCUGUCAUCACCAACAAUGGGCUGCUUUACACGUUCGGCGAUGGUCGCCAUGGGCGACUGGGGUUAGGGGAGGAAGACUUCAUUAACCAGUUCCAUCCCACUCUCUGCACGCGCUUCCUUCAGUUCAGCGUUCACCAAGUGACCUGCGGUGGUAAUCACAUGCUGGUGCUUGCGACAACUAGACCUCCAGAUUGUGAGGUAGUGGAGAUGGCCAAGGAGGCUGGCGUUGGUGAUUAUCACUUGGAGCUGAAUUACAAGGAAUUACUCCUGCAGGAUCUUGAUCUUCCUAUCUUCUCUCGCUCGGCCCGUGCUCGUCGCAGAGGCAGGAUUGCAGCCAAGAAGCCACAUUAUCUUAGAUUAACGCGACCCAACACCGACCUUCCUGGCAGGCAGAGCCCGCCGCCCAGCCCGGCCAAGAUCCCCCGCCGCCACAAACAAUCAGCGACAGACUACAUCAACACCCGCCAAACGGAGGAAGAGAACCGCUGUGAAAAGCCGAAGGGGAGACCCCUGAGGAGAGCUGUAAAAGCAGCAACAGUCGAGACGAAGGAACAAGCUCAGUCGAAGAGCAGACAUCUGAAAUCCGGCAAGGCCUUAUCCACAGAGCUCACGCGAGCGUCCAGCUCUCAAUCUCUAAAGGGGGAGGCCUCACCGCAGAACCUCAAGGAGGGGGUCUCUAAGAGCAAGCAGACGCUGAUCAGACACGUUGCACCUGCCGAAAACCAAACCAAAACCGACACACAAGGUCCAAAUGCGCUGACUGUUUCUAUAGGAGAUACUUCCAUGCGAGAAGAAACCGGGACCCUAGUUAAAGACGUUGACAGAGUAGCAGGUUUCCAAAAUAAGUUGACAAGAAAGCAGCAACAAGCGACCAAAGUAAACAAAAGUGGCGAGGAAAAUGUAAAUUCUGAUGCUCCCAUUAAUCAAAAGUCUGCCAGCAAAGUCCUGGUUGAAGAUACGCAAGAGCCAACAAUCUUGCCCAAACAGGAAGAACCAGACGCAUCUCUGGUCAAUGUGAAAAGUCAACCUGUUGACAAAAUGUCCACCGAUGAUAAGGUCACAAGCCAAGGAGCCGAUUGGAAUAGGAGAACUCUCCAACCUCAAAGGCCAAGGUCUGGUAGAACUUUUGAUGGUAAAGAUGCAGAAGUCAAUAAUGCAUUCAGGGAAUCUUCCUGGAAUAAAUCAACUCCAGUCAAACAGAAGAGACUGAGGCAUACACCUAUCGAGGUUCAAAGCAGAGCCGUAGAGUUUAAACCUCCCCAAAACAAGCUCUCACCUUCGACACCUGUCAAAGUUCAGAGCGACCCUGUAGAGGUAAAACCUUCCCCGAAAGACCCAUGCACACCUGUUAAAGUUCCAAGUGGGAAACUCACCCCUGUGAAGGUCAAAGGCAAGACCCAUGACGAUUAUUCAAAGAAGUCUCCACUGAGGGUAAAAAACAAACCUACUGAACAUUCUGACAGACCUUCUACACAUCAGGCUAAAUCAAUAGACACCCCAGGCUCACAAGGCACCAAGGGAGCAGAGGUUACAUCAGUUUCCCCUCGGCAGCCUGAACCCACCGGGAAGGAUCUCCUACUUCCUGGGGAAGAUAGUAUUUUUGGCGAUACUCAACCGAGUUUGGGGCAAAAGGUUCUGAAUAAUGCAGCUGAUCUUCUUCCAGCAGUGGGCGUGGCAGGCGUGGCAGCGGGCCUCCUGGGAGCAGCUGUAACCAGCGUGAGCGCUUUCCAAUCGGACAGCGACACCGCCACCUCUCCGCCUUCCAGCAGCAGACCCGUUCGAGCGGAGAGCUUCAUAAAGCAAAGGGCCGUCGUCAAAGAGUCCCUUUCCUCCACACAUUCGUCUUUGAGAUCUGAUCCAAACUCAGCCGACGAACCGGAGGCCGAGGGAAUCAGAAACCAGGAAAAGGAAGAUGAUGGGAUUGUCGAAAAGGGUACAUUAGUUGAACAUCUAGGCGGUUCCAAGGCGGAAGAGAGGAGCGAGAGCAGCCCUUUUGAGUCAGAGGGUUCCCAACUCAAAGAAACAGAGGCUUCAGGUGGAGAGACGAGGGAAGAAACGGAGAACGUGGGGGAAGACCGUGAACGUGUCUGGGAGGGGGAGGAGGAGAGUUCAAGGGAAGAAGCAGAGAGCGACAGCAGCACAGAGGGAGACGAUGGUGACGAAGACGCCGAGAAGAAAAGGGAGGAGAGGGUUGCGGCGCAGGAGAGGAGCGAUACCGGGGGCAGUGUUGACAGUGAGGAAGAGGAUGGUGAGAGAAGUGGGGCGGAACAAAGCCGGGAAGGCGAUCAGAGUGGUGGCAGGAGCGACGACAAAGGUACAGACAUCAGCCCCGAAGAGGAGGAGGGAGAGGCGAAGGAGGGAGAACCACAAAGUACAAGAGGCAGCCGGGAGCCGGAUGGAGUGGGGCAGGGAGAGGAGCGGGAGGUGGAAGGGGAGAGGGGAUCAGAGUCGAGUGAGCGAGGGGAAGAAAGCAGUGUGAGUUUAGAAGAGGGAACUGAAACGGACUCAGGGGGCGAGGCAGAAAGCAAGAGUAAAAUCUCAGGGGAGGAAGAGGAAGACACAAGAGCAGGUGAUGAAGCUGGGUCUGAGACACCUCAGGGUGAAGACAGUGCAGGGGAGGAGAAUGAAGGGACGGUGGCAGGGAGUGGAGCUGAGGAAGAGGAAGGAGAAGGUCAGGGGUCAGUGGAACAGACGGAGGAGGAGGAGGAGAGCAGUGAAGUCAGAGCAGAGGAAUUCAACGAGGAGGAGGAACAGAACAUGAGUGUUGAGGAGGAGGAGCGAGAUGUGGAUGAAGAGGAGGCAGAUGCUGACGAGAGCGAGGAGCAUGAAGAGGAGGGUGAAGAAGAAGGAGAGAUUGGAUGGGUGAAGGGUGAAGAAGAUCAUAGUGGAGAUGAGGAGGAGGGGGUUGAGGAAGAAGAGGGAGAAGAGGAUAAAAAGGAGAAUGAUGAGGUAGAAGAAGGUGGAGAUGAUGAGGAAGAGGAAGGUGGAACGGUGGGUGAAAAGGAGGAGGAAGACGGAGAGCAGGCUGAAGAUAGUGCUGGUGAUGAAGAAGGGGGUGAAGAGGAGGAUGUAGAUCAGGAAGAAGAGGCCGGCGGUGAUGAAGGUGGUGCUGAAGAGGAGUAUGAAGAUCAGGGGGAAGAGGGUGUUGGUGAUGAAGAGGAGGGUGAAGAGGAGGAUGUAGAUCAGGAGGAAGAGGGUGGUGGUGAUGAAGAGGAGGAUGUAGUUCAGGAAGAAGAGGGUGGUGGUGAUGAAGAGGAGGAUGUAGAUCAGGAAGAAGAGGGUGGUGUUGAUGAAGAGGAGGAGGAGGAGGAGGUAGAUCAGGAGGAAGAGGAAAAGCAGACGAGUAAAGAAGAAGAAGAGGAAAUAGAAAAAAGCUUAGAGGAGGAGGAAGAGGAGGAAGAAGAAGAAGAGGAGGAAGGGGUAACUGCUAAAACAAUAGGAAAAGGUUUGGAGGAGGAGGAGGAAGAAGAGGAGGAGGAAGAAGGGUUCAAUUCUAAAACAAUAGAAAAGGGUUUAGAGGAGGAGGAGGGAGAGGAGGAGGAAGAAGAAGAAGAAGAAGAAGAUGAGGAGGAAGGGGUAAAUGCUGAAACAAUAGAAAAAGGUUUGGAGGAGGAGGAGGUAGAGGAGGAGAAGAAGGGUAACCCGCAGAGUAAGGGAGCCUCCAAAGCGAAGGACACUUCCGCAGAGGAGGAAGAGGAGGAGGAGGAAGAAGCUGAAGCACAAAGUGAAGAGGACGAAGAGGAAAUUGAAGAAGAGGAGCAGUUCUGGAACAACGUUCUGCCUAAGUACCUGGACCUGCAGUGAAACGGAUAGGCCCCGUGCUCCGGCACGGCAUCAGCAUUUGAGUCACGUCCCUACUUGCAUUGGACCAUUUCCUCCCAAGUUUGACAGCUCAUUUGUAGCGUCUGCAUGCUUUGUUGCCUGUUUGAACGUCCUUGACAUUGAAAGGGGUUGCUCCUCUGAACUGUUCGGGCUUGAAAGAGAUUGUGGAGCAUCAUACACUGUUUGGAUUUCGGGAAUAAUGUAUGUUGGUCAUAAAUAUAGCAACGUGAAUCACCUUUUGAAUCACGCAAACAUUAAUACAGUACAUUGGUGAUUGUUGGAAUGUAUCCAUUUUUCUGUACAUAGAAUGUAUCUAUUUAUGUAAAA
Gadus morhua (Atlantic cod) is the source of this 5115-nucleotide messenger RNA. RefSeq names its product transcriptional regulator ATRX-like. Bases 43 to 4770 code for a protein of 1575 amino acids. NCBI's taxonomy places the organism in Eukaryota, Metazoa, Chordata, Actinopteri, Gadiformes, Gadidae. Gene Ontology annotation, cellular component: cytoplasm. The transcript is spliced from 16 exons. The record is from RefSeq and is a predicted model, not a curated record.